AUGAAACAAUUCGAGCUGAAGCUGAAGAAGGCAAUCGAAAAGGUGAAGUUGGUCCUGGAGGCUGAGAAGACACCGCAGAUCCCAGCGCAGGUGCAUCACAGCUACGAGGACAAGUUCAGCCUGGUGGAGCGAGGAACCUGCCUCGCCUUGGCAUCAUUGACAAAUGGUUUGGGUGCCUUGGGCCUCAGCAAUAAACAUCUGGCUCAGCUGCAGAAGUGGGCAGAAAGCAGUGCAGUGUCCCUACGCUUCAAGGCCAAGGAGACCUGCGAGUUCCUUCGAGAAGAGACACGCGACGAGGACUCGCCAACGAAACGCGUGACUGAGGUGCAGGUGGGUGGUGUGGCCUUCGGUUCAUUCUCCAGCAAGACCAUCACAAAAGUGACUGAAUUUUUCUGGAAGUUUGAGGCGGCUUAUGAGUUGGAGGCUAUCCGUGGAGUCGGUGCAGAAGAUUCAGAUCGAUUGACUCUUUGCAGUGGGACAGGGCAUGUAGAGCUCAAGACCAGCACCAAAAGCCCACCGCACCCGCAAUCCAAGGUAUCAGCCAACGCAGACGUGAACAUAACCUUUCUCGUCAAGCAGCUGACAGGCUCCCCCCCGAUUCCUGUUUUCAAGGUCGACCGCCUGUGCCCAAAGUGCCGAACCCCGCGGCGCAACGCACAGGUGGAGGAAGCCAUAAACUUCUGCAGCAGAUUGCUUCCUUGGACCCGUACCAUCAGCCAAUACUUGAACCGGCUCCGCAAGAUCCACCCCCGCAGGUCAAGCACUCCACCCGGAUCUUUUGACCUUUUCAUUCCAGCGCUUCCUCUUUUCACCAAGGGUGGAUCAAACAAACCUUCAACAAGCAGCGAUGCUUUGGUCUUACUGGGCGAGGAGGGUGAAGAGGCAAAGCUUGUUUUGAGCGCCUCGGACGGAAAUCGUCUCCUGGGCGAGGAGUUCAGAGCUUUGCGCGAACAGCGUGACAACCUCAUAGAGAUUUUCCCAGACGAUGGUAGCAUCUACACAUGGUCGGAGUCUUUCAGGGCGCUCAUCGUGCAACAUUGCGAACACGUUCUGGUGCAGUGGUUGGAGAUGAUAGACUACGUGGAACACAUGCUACGUGCUCAGCUUGUGGCAGCUAUCGGCAAGGAGGUCAAGCCCGCAGAGUUCGCUUCAUACAUGCGCUUCCACUACCGCAAGUUGUUCCGAGAAGCAUACCAACCUUGUCCCUGCAGUUUCGCAAUCCGGCGUUCCGACAAGCACGGGCCUGAGGGCACAAUCAGCAUUGAAGAGGAGGCCUUGGGGUUGCAGGAUGAGGCCAGCAUCAAGACUCCGAUUUGCGCUAUAACAGCUGUUGGCCGCACUCCAUCAACAAUGACUUUCCCUCUCAACCCCUCAACCACGAUCUCGUUCGGAGGAGAGGUUCAUCUGCAUGCCUGGCUGGACCAUCAAUUCUCCGGUGAGUCUGCCUCGAAACUGUCUUUGGUGUCCAGGGCACGGCAAUUCAGUUCAUUCAUGGUACUGAUCGGCCGGGUAUCAUCCCCCACUUCCUUUGAUCCGAAGUAUGCGGCACUGGUGCAGAACAAGGAUGAGCUGGAGAUCCCUCUGGAGCUUUCCACCAUUCCUACGCCUAAGGAGUUCAAGGAUGCGAUAGAGUCCUUGUCCCCUCAGCAGCAGGAAUUCGCCAAAGCCUUUCGCGCGAUGCAGCUGGAGAGCACGCUCUUUGCUGUCCUAGUCGUGCAGAUCAAGCCACAGCUCGAGAAACUUCUGAACCUUUCUGAAGACAGCCUGACGAAGGAGAUCAAGCUGACCCAAGACUUGAUGCAGCUCUUCAUCAAAUAUCAGAUCCCAAGCGAUCUCCUCUCCUUUACCACCGACCUCCUUCCAAGUGGCAAUGCCUCAGCCGCGGAUCGCCUGAGGGUGGUCAAGCGCCAGGUCCAGGCCAUGCAGGACAUGAUUGAAGCAGAGAAACGUGAAGAGUUGGAACAACGAAGGAAGGAGGAGGAGCAUCGGCGACUGGAGGCAGAGCGCCAGCGCCGGGAAGAGGAGGAAAGGCAGCUGCAGAUGUUGGAACUGCAAAGGAAAAUGGAGGAGGUGCGCCAAAUCUCCAACCAAAGCCUCAACGACAUGAUGGAGCGAAGUUGCAACCUGUCGGCGAGCGCAAGCAACACCUUCUACAAACAGGCUAAGAAGAGCAGUGGCUCGGGAUUCUUCGGUGGCAUGACAAAGGCUUUGACAGGAGCUUUCACAGGAGGAUCAUCUUCGCGAGAAAGGUGCAGAAUCUCUGAAGCUGAGCCUGAGAUGAAACGGAGCUCUCAGCCUAAACUUGACAAGGCAACACCUAGGCGUCGUCUGAGUCUGGGUGGUGCUGAGCCUACGCGGCCUAAACCUACUGAGGCCGCCACGGAGGCGCGAGAGCCACAAAGCUCAAAACAAGCAGAGCAAGAGCCAUCCCAGGCCACGCAGCCGAGGGAAAAUGCCCAGCCAACAAGGCCAGGGCAGCCAGAAGCUUUGACCACGUUGGAGGUUCGCGACUACACCCAGGUCCCCAAGGAGUUAGAUGAACAGUUUGAGAAGCUGGACCCCGACAGCUCUCUGCGGCCCACCAUCAUCAAUCCAGGGAGCACGUGGACGAAGCGAUCACAAGCUGCCCUGCUGGCUUCUGCACAUACCAAAUCCCUCACCUCGGAUGAGCAGAAGCGAGAAAGGGAUGCCGCCUUUGACCUGCUUGACGCCAUCACUAAGUCAGGUGCUUUACCACUGAGCCAUGCUGAGUUGCACAUCAUCGUGGCAGCGACGCACUGCUUCGACAAGACGGUCACCGAAACAGUCGUUCAGGACAACAUCAACCCAAUUGCAAAGGUCGAGCGGUCAAGCUUGAUCAUGGCUUCUACGGUCCAUCAGCAGCAUGCUUCCUGCCUCAUGAAUGAGUCAAGCCAAGUGCGUGUGAUGGCUGACUCACCCCAGCUCUUCCUGGAGGAUGAGAAGGCUGAGUCUGCUGCCUGA
Molecule: messenger RNA, 2982 nt
Organism: Symbiodinium pilosum
Lineage: Eukaryota; Dinophyceae; Suessiales; Symbiodiniaceae
Source: the annotation of a GenBank genome assembly